Molecule: messenger RNA, 231 nt
Organism: Thermochaetoides thermophila DSM 1495
Lineage: Eukaryota; Fungi; Ascomycota; Sordariomycetes; Sordariales; Chaetomiaceae
Exons: 2
Coding region: 1-231 (76 amino acids)
Source: RefSeq, a predicted model, not a curated record
AUGCAGAGCCAUCAACGUGUCCACAGUGCCCACCGUACGCAGCAAGCAGGAAGCAGAAGCGAAGAAGGUUCCAAGCGCGAGCGGGAAGCGUUGGCGCCUGGAUGGCUCGAAGCAGGCGCUUUGCACAGUAGCAGCCUCAACCCGGCAGUGGAAUCAGUAACAGGCCAGCAGCAGCAGCAGCAGCAGCAGCAGCAGCAGCAGCAGCAACCAAGACCUGACAACUUAGCCUGA